Molecule: messenger RNA, 4125 nt
Organism: Megalobrama amblycephala (Wuchang bream)
Lineage: Eukaryota; Metazoa; Chordata; Actinopteri; Cypriniformes; Xenocyprididae
Product: gastrula zinc finger protein XlCGF57.1-like
Exons: 4
Coding region: 1006-2505 (499 amino acids)
Source: RefSeq, a predicted model, not a curated record
UAUUCUUGCAAGAAGGUCAGACAGCAGCUAGCUCCACCAUGUGUGACAGAAAAUAAGCAACUUGCUUCUCUAUUUUUAUACCUUUUUGGCUUACUAUUCUCAAUAACUGUGUUAACAGAAUCCCAUGAUACCUAGUGUUCCCCAAAACAAGCAGAGGCAAGCAAAAUCAAGCAGGUCAUUGUAAUUGUAUUAAUAAUAAUAAUAAUAAUAAUAUUAUAUUAAAAUGAUAGUUUCUUCCUUACAUCUGCUAUAAUAUGUCGUUAGUCUUGAGAGAGUGUACAUUAGUUAAUAAAUACGCAGAUCCGCUUUUGUUAAUAGAUUGUCCUGAUGGACCAGUGGCAGCAUUUUCAUUUAGCGUGAAAGAGGUUCAGGGUUUUAAUCCAUUCAUGUAUGAUUUUUUUUCCCUCAUUAAAACCAAAGAUGUUCAUCAGUGAUUGUAUAUCAAGAGCAGGGACAUGUUUAUGUGUAUUCUGUUUUGUGAUUUCAACGUAACGAAUAGACAGUAUCUGCAACAGUUAAUUGAUAGACUGAAGGGCUUGUCUGUGUGAAUCCGCAGUGUGCACGAGCGCCAAGAGGACACUGCUCUGAUAACAGCGACAACGAGCACUCAACAUGAUUUCAACAACAACACAUCCCAGCACCAGAUCGCCUAUUAUUAACACAAAUUGAUAAUCAACUGGAGGUGUUUCUUUUGUAUUACAUAUCCGUGCCACGGUGGGGACAAUAUCGACCCUUUCAAAAAGUCCCACCCGCAAAUUACGCCUAUGCCUGGGUAGCAACUGAAACAAGCUUUGUGCAACAGGCCACAAAAGUAUCAAUUAGUAUAAAAACAAACUGAUAUAUUUUUUGUUUUUGGCAGAUCAGCCCCUCCCACACUGCAAUUCAUAAUUUAUUUAUUGGUGAAUUCAUACAAUUCACCAAUAAAUACUGGAAUAUUCCCAUUAGACCAGCAUCAAAGCAUCAGGAAGAGCUGAAAUCUGCAAAGACUGAGAGGACAGUGAGAACAUGAGUGAUCCAGAACCCUGCAGAAUGAAACACACUGAAGAUACUGAAGAACGAAGAGACCUGAUGGAAGAGAAUGAACAGAGUGAAGAACUGAGUGUAGCAGAGGAGACUAAAGAAGCAAAAAAGACUUUGAUAAAGAAAAGAGCCAAUAAAUCCUUCACAUGUACUCAGUGUGGAAAGAGUUUCACAUACAAAUGCAAGCUUGAGAGUCACAUGAGGAUCCACACUGGAGAGAGGCCAUUUACAUGUGAUCAAUGUGGAAAGAGUUUUGUGGAAUCUGCAACCCUUAAAAGUCACAUGAAAAUCCACACGGGAGAGAAGCCGUUCACAUGUGAACAGUGUGGUAAAAUGUUUCUUGGGUCAUCAAACCUGAAGUCACACCUGAAAGUUCAUUCAAAGGAAAAGCCACAUUCAUGUUCUGUGUGUGGAAAGAGAUUUUCAUUGCUGAGAAAUUUACAUAGACAUCAGAAAAUACACACUGGUGUGAGAGAGUACAUGUGCUUUGAGUGUGAGAAGACUUUUACUACAGCAAACUGUUUAAAACUGCACCAGAGAAUUCACACUGGAGAAAAACCUUACAAGUGUUCACACUGUGACUGGAGAUUCAAUCGGUCAGCAAAUCUAAAAAGACAUGAGGGGAUCCACAGCAGAGAGAAGCCGCACACGUGUGAUCAGUGUGGAAAGAGUUUCACUAUUAAAAGUUACCUGAAUCUACACAUGAGGACUCACACUGGUGAAAAACCUUACAAGUGUUCAUACUGUGACAAGAGAUUUAGUCAUUCAGCAAAUCUGAAAACACAUGAGAGAAUCCAUCGCAGAGAGAAGCCGCACACAUGUGAUCAGUGUGGAAAGAGUUUCUCAACUAAAAGUCACCUGGAGCGACACAUGAGGAUCUACACUGCCAAAAAACCUUACCAGUGUUCAUGCUGUGACAAGAGAUUCAAUCAUUCAGCAAAUCUGAAAGCACAUGAGAGGAUCCACACUGGAGAAAAGCCAUUCACAUGUGAUCAGUGUGGAAAAACAUUUAUUGGGUCAUCAGAUCUGAAGAGACACCUGACAGUUCAUACAAAGGAGAAGCCACAUUCAUGUUCUGUGUGUGGAAAGAGUUUCUCACGGCAGCAAAAUUUACAAGCACAUGAGAAAUUACAUACUGGUGUGAGAGAGUACAUGUGCUUUGAGUGUGAGAUGACUUUUAUUUCAGCAAGCUGUUUAAAACGGCACCAGAUUAUUCACACUGGAGAAAAACCUUACAAGUGUUCACACUGUGACAAGAGAUUCAGUCUGUCAUCAAAUCUGAAAGCACAUCAGAGGAUUCACACUGGAGAGAAGCCGCACAUGUGUGAUCAGUGUGGAAAGAGUUUCAGUUUUAAAAGUAACCUGAAGAAACACAUGAAGAUCCAUGCAGUGGAGAAACCACAUCACCACAGUCGGAGAUCACGAACUACCAGAAAGCAUCUGGAAGGAGAGGACGGAGAGAAUGCCAGUGAUCCUGCAGAAUGAAACUUCAUCAUACUGAAGAACAAAGAGACCUGAUGGACGUGAACAAGAAAGGAAAAACAGAAGCCAAAACAUCUGGCCCCUGCCCUCAGUGUAACAAAGCUUCACAUGUAAAUCAUGGCUGAAGAUUCACAUGAGAUUCACACUGGGAAGAAGCGGAUCUGUGAAAUCACAUCUGCCUUCUCAUUAUGAAGAAACACCAUUUAACUGUGAUCAGUGCGGUGAAUAGUUUCAUUGAGCAUCAGUCCUGAAGAAACACCUGAAGAUUCACACAAAAGAAGAUUCAUUUGUAAUAUUACAUCAGAAAAGGCACGCGUUGUGUGUUUCAGUGCAGAAAGUCCUUUACUACAGAUGAAAAACUGAAAGAGCACCAGAAAAUUCACAUUGGAAAAAAAACCUUUAAGGCAAAGUUCAGGAGCUGAAGAAGAGGCCAUGAUACCUUUUAAUAGAGACAUGAGUCUGAUAUUAUUUUUUAACUCGUUUUUCAUUGUUUUUGAUUAGAACAUCUAGUUUCUCUUCCACUUUGAAUGCACAUUCAAUUUAAUUCAGUUCUUAUUUGUAUAGCGAUUUUCACAAUACAUUAUCGUUUCAACUGUUCUUGAUGGGCAGUAAUUGAGGCUGGAUCAUAAAACCUUGUCAAAGGUUGUACAUUUACAAUUGUAUUUCUGAUGGUUUCGAAUUUCUCAGUGAAGAAAUUUAUAAUAUCAUUAUUACUAAGCUGUAAUGUAAUAUUUUGUUCUGGUGAUGUCUGUUUAUUCUCUUGUUAAACUUGCCACUGUACUAAACAAGAACCGUGGAUUGUUUUGGUUAUUUUCUAUGAGUUUGCGGAGAUGCUCAGCCCUGGCUGCUUUUAGAGUCUUUCUAUAACGGGACGAGCUGUCUUUUCUCGCGAUUCUGAAGACCUCUAAACAAUUUUGUCUCCAUUUGCAUUAUAGAUUACGAGUUUCUCUUGAUAGUGUGGUAGAUUUUCUCCCUCCUUAUGUUCACCUAUUUACCUGGAGUGUCUCCCUGAUCUUCCGGGGCGUCUCCUAAUCGACACCCAGUAAUAUUCCUGAUCUUUCGGGGCAUAUGUCAUAUUUCAGUCAACGUCUUGACUCUAGUCCUCCAUAACUUGCUGCGCAGACAUAACCAGAUAGACUCCAGACUAUGCCUUAGAAUAUGCUUUAUUCACGGCCGGAGGACCUCGUAUCAAUCAAAGAGAAUCCCACCAGCAAGAAUAAUACAACAGUUUAUAUAGCACUGGGCCUUGAAUAAUUAAUGAGGUUGAUUUUUCACUGUUUUCCAGCUGUUUUUACACUGUUUUAUCGUUGUUUUUGUGGUUAUGUUUAGUAACUUGUCAUUUUGUGAUAUUUGGAGUUCAUUUUCUAGCCCAAAAUGCUACAUUCACACUCAAAACGAUCCAUCGAAUGUUACCGUCAUUGUGUAUUGUGUACCAAGUACUGAGGUCUCUGUGUUCAAGUGCCACAUUACUUCUAAUAUGAAUUACUUAUCUAUUGUAUUAUUUACGUAGAUGUUUCUAAGUAAAACAUACACUUUAAAAGCAAGGUUUAAUUCAGUGUUAUAUUAUUUGAGUAAAAUGUAUUGCAAAAGAAACUUCAAUAAAGUAGAAAUUACUCAACCUUU